AUGGCCUGGAUGCUGACACUGGGGCAAACUCUUGGAGAUCACAAGCUGAACGGUGCAACGAAGUCAAAGUGUAGUACGAAGGCAAGGUAUAUUGAAGGCAAAGCACGACAAUGGGCCUUUGUAAAGAUGAACCAAAUGCAAAUGCGUAGGAGAGCAGACGACAGCAAACUGGAGAAUGAUGCGUGUUGGAAGCAUACAGGAACAAGCUCGCUUUCAAGGUUGUGGGGAUGCUUAGCUUCGGAUGCUUGCUUUGAGGGCGGAUCACGUUGA
Messenger RNA from Plenodomus lingam JN3, 270 nucleotides. RefSeq lists its product as uncharacterized. The record is from RefSeq and is a predicted model, not a curated record. NCBI's taxonomy places the organism in Eukaryota, Fungi, Ascomycota, Dothideomycetes, Pleosporales, Leptosphaeriaceae.